Molecule: messenger RNA, 720 nt
Organism: Cornus florida
Lineage: Eukaryota; Viridiplantae; Streptophyta; Magnoliopsida; Cornales; Cornaceae
Product: probable caffeoyl-CoA O-methyltransferase At4g26220
Exons: 5
Coding region: 1-720 (239 amino acids)
Molecular function (GO): S-adenosylmethionine-dependent methyltransferase activity; O-methyltransferase activity
Source: RefSeq, a predicted model, not a curated record
AUGGAACACAUUGGGCAGACCGACAAAAGAGCUAAAAUGGGGCUCUUACAGUCUGAUGAGUUAUACAAGUAUAUACUGGAGGGCAGUGUGUUCCCAAGAGAAGCAGAGCCUCUCAAGGAGCUACGGGAAGUUACGGCGCGACAGCCGCUGAACUUCUUGAUGACUGCACCGGAUGCAGGUCAGUUUAUGGCCUUGAUCUUGAAGACACUGAAUGCGAAAAAGACGAUUGAAAUUGGAGUUUACACUGGAUACUCUCUUCUCCUGACUGCUCUUUCAAUUCCUGAAGAUGGAAAGGUUUUAGCCUUGGAUAUAAAUAGGAAAACAUAUGAGAUUGGGUUGCCAUAUAUUCAAAAAGCUGGUGUUGAACACAAAAUUGACUUCAUUCAGUCCCAAGCUCUUCCGGUUCUUGAUAAACUUUUAGAAGAUAAAGAGAAUGAAGGGGGUUUCGACUUUGCUUUUGUGGACGCAGACAGGGAAAAUAUCCUGCAUUACCAUGAGAGGCUAAUGAAAUUGUUGAAGAUAGGGGGGAUAGUGAUCUAUGACAACACUCUCUGGGGAGGUACAGUGGCUAUGCCUGACCCAUCGUCGGCUCCAGAGGCCAGGAAACCGGACUGGCACCUCGCGGUUGAGUUCAACAAAGCAUUGGCAGCUGAUCUUCGCGUUCAAAUAGCGCAGGCUCCAUUGGGCGAUGGGAUCACCAUCUGCAGGCGUCUCUGCUAA